CAUUACUCUGGGUCUGGAAGGGCUGGCUGAGAAAUCAAGGAUGAAGCUCCUUUUUGUAGCUGCCUUUGCACUCUUUGUGCUCUCUACAUUUGACAAGGCUGACUCUUCAGCUUAUGACAAAAUAGUCGCCCACAGUCGCAUCAGGGCAAGAAAAGAAGGACCCAAUGUCUGCGCGCUCCAGCAAGUCAUGGGAACCAAGAAGAAGUACUUUAGCACUUGUCGUAACUGGUACCAAGGGGCCAUCUGUGGAAAGAAAGCGACUGUGCUUUAUGAAUGCUGCCCAGGGUACAUGAAGAUGGAGGGCAUGCGUGGUUGCCCUGCAGUGGCUCCAAUUGACCAUGUGUACGGCACCUUGGGUCUGGUGAAGGCCACCUCAACCCAAAAUUACGCUGACAUUUCUAAGCUCAGACCUGAGAUUGAGGGAUCUGGAUCCUACACCUUCUUCGCCCCCAGCAACGAGGCCUGGGAGCUUUUGGAUGAGACAGUGAGGAGUGCACUCGUCAGCAACGUGAACAUCGAACUGUACAACGCUCUGCAUUAUCACAUGGCCAACAAACGCUUAUUAACUAAAGAUUUAAGAAACGGGAUGACAGUCACUUCCAUGUACAAUGACCUUGGUCUUCAGAUUAACCAUUACUCCAAUGGGGUGGUGACUGUGAACUGCGCCAGGAUUAUCUAUGGAAACCAGGUUGCCACCAAUGGAGUUGUGCAUGUCAUUGACCGUGUCAUCAGCUCUGUUGGAAACACAAUCCAGGAUGUCAUCGACGUUGAUGAUGACCUGACAACUCUGAGUGAUAUGGCACAGAGAGCUGGACUGUCGGAUAAGUUGGGUCAGCCAGGACAUUACACUCUGUUUGCCCCCACCAACGACGCCUUUGACAGUCUGGGUGGCGACGUGUUGGAGAGACUUCAGAGCGACCCGGAGGUCCUCAAAGCUCUUGUUAGUUUCCACCUCCUGGACUCAGUCCAGUGCUCUGAGGCCAUCAUGGCUGGCACCUCUUAUGAGACCCUUGAGGGCAACAACAUUGAGAUCGGCUGUGAUGGUGAAAGCUUGACAGUCAACGGUAUAAAGAUGGUGCGCAAGAAGGACAUAGUAACAACCAACGGUGUCAUCCACCUUAUUGACCAAGUGCUCAUGCCAGACUCAGCCAAGCAGGUGAUGGAACUAAUUGGAACUUCUCAGUCAACCUUCGGUGACAUGGUGUCCGAGUUGGGUCUCUCUGCUGCCAUGAGACCAGAGGCUGAGUACACUUUGCUGGCGCCCCUCAACGUCGCCUUCAGUGAUGAAGUGAUGUCCAUGGAUCAGAGGAUGCUGAAGCUUAUUCUGGAGAGCCACAUUUUGAAGAAUAAGGUUGUCCUGGGACAGUUGUAUAAUGGCCAGCGGCUGGAAACCAUUGGAGGAAAACUUCUGAGGGUCUUCAUCUACCGCACAGCUGUGUGCAUUGAGAAUUCCUGUCUGAUAAGAGGAAGCAAGGAAGGAAGCAAUGGGGCCCUUCAUCUCAUGAGGACCUUCUUGAAACCAGCGGAAAAAAAUAUCUUUGAGAUUCUGACAGAAAAUGGAGGGUUCAAGAUCUUUUUGUCUCUGAUGGAAGCUGCUGACCUGACUGACCUUCUGAAACAGGAGGGAGACUUCACUCUGUUCGCCCCAACCGAUAAAGCUUUUACUGGUGUUAGCGAGAGAGAUUUGGCCUUGCUGAAGGGUGACAUAAAUGCUCUCAGAACGAUCCUUCUGUAUCACAUCAAUAAUGGUAUCUUCAUUGGUGGUGGUUUGGAGACUGGCGUGACGAACCUUCUCAAGACUCUGCAGGGCAGCAACAUCAAAGUUAUGCAUGCAAACAACACAAUGCAAGUGAAUUCCGUCCAAGUCCCUGAAUCUGAUAUCAUGGCCACAAAUGGAGUCAUUCACUUCGUCAAACAAGUCUUGUAUCCCGGAGAUAUCCCUGUUGGAAGCCAGGAUCUCCUCAUGCUGUUGAAGAGGCUCAUCUCUUACAUGCAAAUCAAGUAUAUUGCAGGAUUCAGGUAUCAGGAGAUUCCCCUGACAUUUAUGAAGAGGAUCAUCACUCAUGUCAUCCAGGAAGUUCCUGACGUAACCAAAGUCACCAGAGUCAUUGAAACAAAACCCUCUGUCACCAAAGUCACCAGAGUCAUUGAAGCAAAACCAUCUGUUACCAAAGUCACCAGAGUCAUUGAAGGAAAACCAACUAUUACCAAAGUCACAAGGGUCAUUGACAGUGAUCCCACCAUCACCAAAGUCACGAGGGUUGUCACAGGUCCUCAGUACUCGGUCAGCACUGGCACCACUAACAUCAAACUGGAAGGAACUGACCUUUCAGAAAUUUCCAGCCAUGAUGUGAACCCUAAUUUUGAUGCUGAAAGUCUUACCAGAAUUAUCCAAGGAGGUGGUUCAAGAAGAACCUCUUCCCGAAGAGUUGUGGCAACAGGAGGAGAGGAAGGGACUGAGCCUGGACAGAUGAGAAUACCAACAUUGUAAAGGCAGAGAGAGAAACCAAAACCAGAGGAUGAAACUAGUGUUUAAUACAGGGGAUACACUUAGGAUGUCAGUGAUUUCAAAUAUACUGUAAUAGGUGUAACUGACAAAAAUAAAACUAUUCUCAUAAACAAUUUAAUGGUGCUUUGAAUGUAUAUCUAUUGUGAGUGUGCAAUGUCUUGAAAGAGUCUUGGCUUAAUUCAGCAUAGUAUGUAAACAGUGUUCAAAUGAAUGUUUUGGCAUGACUUUAAAGACAUGGAGCAAGUCAGGGUAGCAAUAAAAUCCAAGCCAUUAAGGUUGUAAUAAAAACAUUUCAGUAUUAAACUUCUCGAUGUCUUUGAGACUGGUGAAGGUUAAAGGAAGAGUUUACUAGCUGUUUGGCAAGAUUGAUAUUAUCUCAGCAUGUUAAGGGGUGGAGAAAGAAAUUAUGAUGUGUUUUCAGAUUUAAACUUUUACCAACUCUUAAAUUCUCCAGCUGUAAGUUGUUUAAGGUUUUGUGUAAAUGUUGUCUAUGCUUGUUUCAUUUGGAACAAUGUAUCCAACUGCAGGUUUUCAAGGUUGUCAAGCAUCUGCUAAUAAAGUGCAUUUUCUUGCAAUAAAUAUGCCAGUAUGAUGAGGGCAUCUGAAGACAGUGUUGUUUGUAAUGUCUACUUGUAAAACUCUUAGGUACAUGACAUUGGUUCAGAGAUUAAAACAUCAAAUGUCCAAUCUAAAUAUUAUGGCUACAUUUUGUAUUUCCAAGUACAAGGUCUUUAAAUUCAGCUGAGAACUGACCUUUUGUCAGUGGCCCGGUCAUUUUUCUUCAUGUUUUAAAGGGGUUUGGCUGUCCACUUUGGAAACUUCCAUGACAUUAUGUGUAAUAUAAAAUAAACUGGGUUUAAUUUGCAAAAUAAACUCUC
Acanthopagrus latus (yellowfin seabream) is the source of this 3387-nucleotide messenger RNA. RefSeq names its product periostin, osteoblast specific factor b (gene postnb). NCBI's taxonomy places the organism in Eukaryota, Metazoa, Chordata, Actinopteri, Spariformes, Sparidae. The record is from RefSeq and is a predicted model, not a curated record. Bases 41 to 2491 code for a protein of 816 amino acids. Gene Ontology annotation, molecular function: cell adhesion molecule binding. Gene Ontology annotation, biological process: cell adhesion; extracellular matrix organization. Gene Ontology annotation, cellular component: extracellular matrix. The transcript is spliced from 22 exons.